Oncorhynchus tshawytscha (Chinook salmon) is the source of this 2726-nucleotide messenger RNA. RefSeq names its product G protein-activated inward rectifier potassium channel 3. Gene Ontology annotation, cellular component: plasma membrane. Lineage: Eukaryota; Metazoa; Chordata; Actinopteri; Salmoniformes; Salmonidae. Bases 93 to 1679 code for a protein of 528 amino acids. The transcript has 4 exons. Gene Ontology annotation, molecular function: inward rectifier potassium channel activity. The record is from RefSeq and is a predicted model, not a curated record. Gene Ontology annotation, biological process: regulation of monoatomic ion transmembrane transport; potassium ion import across plasma membrane.
CACACACACUGUUGUGUCCAACACUAAGCAGAAUGGCAGCCAUACAGUAACUGAAUCCAGUCAAUAACAAGAGGGAAUUCUUCAUCACAGCCAUGUUCUCCACGGUGAUCUCCAACAGCUGUGCACUCUAUGGGGACUAUGGCAACUAUGGACCUCCCCCAUACCCCAGGAAGAAUAUCAGACCCAGAGCUUCACUUCGACACAACCCAUAUAACCCAUACAGGCCAUACCUGAGGAGGGUGGACACAAGAGUAUCUUUAGCCAAUCCCAAUAAAAUCUCCAGGACCACCAGUAGGGGGCAGUAUGUCACCAUGCCUGUUCACCAUCCAAAGCUGCAUCCACUGCCGGUCAGUCAGAGGAUCAUCCAAUCACAGCACAAAGCAAGACAGACCAGGAGUGCUGAGAGGUUCUCCAGUUAUGAUACAAGCUCCUGGAUUGAGAAAGGCUCUAGUAAACCUAAUAGAGGGAAGAAAACACAGAAUAAGGCCACAUCUUCUUCUUCCAAGAGUACAGGAGACAUAAGACACAAGAGUUCCAGUUCUAAUGGUCGCCAGCACCAUCGCUACUUCACCAAGAAUGGAAUGUGUCGUGGCUCAUCAUACAGUUCCAAGAACAAGAUGUGUGACCUGAUCGGCACCCUGGUGGAUCUGAAGUACAGCUGGAUCCUAUUUGUCUUCACCCUGUGCUACAUCGUCACCUGGGCAGCCUUCGCAGAGCUCUACUUCCUGGGUGCCUGGCUGCGUGGUGAUAUGGAACACAUACAAGACCCGCAAUGGCAGCCAUGCUUUGAGAAACUGGACAGUUUCCAUUCGGCCCUCUCUAUCUCCGUGGACAGCCAAAUCAUCAACGGCUACGGCUCUAGAGUGGCCUCAGCCAACUGCAUGGACGGGCUGGUUCUCAUGAUGGCACAGUCCAUCAUUGAAUCAGUGUUAGACACCCUGAUGCUGGGCUGCAUCCUGGCCAAGCUAGCCAGGCCUAAGAGGAGGCUGCCCACUCUGUUAUUCAGUCAGCACUGUGUGGUCUCUGAGAGGGAUGAGAGGCUGUGCCUGAUGUUCAACAUCAAGACUCUGAAAGAAACACACAUGCUGGUGGCAGAGAUAAGAGCCAAGCUGAUCAAAUCUCACCAUACCAAAGAGGGAGAGUUCAUCCUGUUGGAGCAGAGAGAGCUGACUCUGGGGAUGGGGCCAGAUGGAGCCAGGCUGUUCACAGUGGAGCCCCAGACCAUGGAGCAUGUCAUUGAUGAACAAAGUCCUCUCUGGGGCAUCAGCGCUGACUCUUUAGAGUGGGAUACCUUUGAAAUUGUGGUCAUGGUGGACGGAGCCGUUCAAGACGCAGGCACAGCCUUCCAUGUGAGGACCUCCUACACAGAAGAUGAGAUUUUUUGGGGACAGCGCUUUAAGUCACACAAGCCACUAGAAAAGAGGGGGAUUGGUUCCAAUCACAAGACCUCUGAUAAGAACUAUAAGGUCCAGACUGCCACACACAGUGACAGAGAGAUGGCAGUGAGACAAAGACAUGAGAGAUCUCCUGGACAUGACACAGACUCCGUCCCCUCCAACAUGCCUACAAGGAAAGUACAUUACCAGUAUUUAUCUGAUCAAAUGUUACUGUGCAACUCAGUCACUAAUAACAUUGGCAGAGGAACUAGGAAACUUAGUAAGAAUGAGUUCUUUAUAUAAAUAUUGACAUUUGACAUGUUGGCAUGGAAGUGUUCAUCAAAGUUUAUGAAAUCAAGCCACACUGUACAUAUCCAUGAGAAUGUUUAUACAAUGUAAAUAAACAAAUGCUGAUGACCAAUAUCUAAAGCUGCCAUUUAUACAUCUAAUUGAUCAAACUUUCUGAAUACUAAUUUGUAAACGUGAGAACAGCACUUGUGUGAUAUACAGUUACAAUUAUGCUGAUUGUAUUAGUUCUUAUUGGUCUCCUUACAGUAUGAGAGAAAUAACUAAAGGUAUCUCACUGCCCAUACAUCAAGCUCUCCCAAUUAAGAUUGAAAUUAUGAGUGUCAUUUAAUGAUUGUAUUGCCAUGUGCUGUGUCGAUUUGAUAAACGGACAAAUGAAUGUCAGUAUUACUGUCUAUUCACCAGCAAAGGAGAUAUCAAAUUCACAUACCAUCAUAGACUCUUGCCAAAGUUGAUAUUUAUGUCAAUUUACAGUAUGUGUUACAAUUCCCUUUAAUUAAUCCAUUAUGUUUUUUGAUGUAAACCCACACUCAUUCCCAGUCUGUAUGUCAACACACAGUAUUAGUCUGCCACAUCCACCUCAGGUCACAGUAUUCAGACAGACAGACGGACGGAGGGACGGACGUAUUAGAGUGGGUUUGAAUUGUACAUCAUUUAAUCUGACAGUGAUUCAGAUGAACCAAAGAGAUGCAGGCCGUUUCCGGGAUGCUGCUUGGACAGUCUGAGUGUAAGGAAUGUUUUCGCUGGCAGUUUUCCUCUUCACCUGGCUCUCCCCAGGCCUAAUCCCAUACCACGCCCAUGGGAGACAGUGCAUAUCAAAGGGACCUUCUGCUGGCUGCCAUUCUAGAUGGCAGAUUAAUUCUACAAUUUUUUAUUAGGAACACUUUGAUGUUCUCAACUUAAAUAGAUGAGACUGGAUUAAUUAAGCUUGCUGUAAGGUAGAAGAUACACUUACCCAUACUUAACUGUAAACAGAUGAAAAAGUCCAAAUUGUAUCAUGUUUUAAUUAACAUAUUUAUUUGUAUAUCCUUAUCAAAUAAAAUA